Ciona intestinalis (vase tunicate) is the source of this 4111-nucleotide messenger RNA. NCBI's taxonomy places the organism in Eukaryota, Metazoa, Chordata, Ascidiacea, Phlebobranchia, Cionidae. The record is from RefSeq and is a predicted model, not a curated record.
UGGAGGUUGUAUCUUAUCAGUGACAAUCCUCACUAUAUAAUGGUGUCAAGCAUUGUGAUGUCACAUAUUGUGGAAGACAGUUGCAAAGCAUUGUUUAACAAGAUACAGUUUGCUGUGAAAAAUCUACCAUGGCGGCCUGGGAUCCAAGUCAAGCAAAAGCUGCAGCGUGUUAUCUAAGGUUAGAUCCCAAAGAUAUGAUGGAGAUUCAGUCGCAACCUUUCGUGGGGAAGAAAGCGGUAUGGAUUCCGUGUAAAAAGGUAGUUUAUCGCAAAGGGGAAAUUAUUGGACCUUCCGACAAAAAAGAUUGCAAACUCGUUCUUGCGGAAAAUGGGGACGAAGUUCAUGUUAAAGAAGACAACAUCGAUGAACAAAACCCUCCCAAGUUCACCCUCAUUGAAGACAUGGCGAACAUGACGUAUCUUAACGAACCAUCUGUGCUUAAUAACCUCAAACUAAGAUACGAAAAGUUUCUCAUUUAUACCUACUCUGGUUUGUUCUGUGUCACGAUCAACCCGUACAAACUCCUCCCUGUCUACGAAACAUACGUUGUGGGUUGCUAUAAAGGGAAACGAAGAGCGGAGAUGCCGCCCCAUAUUUUCUCCAUCGCUGAUAAUGCUUAUAAUGAUAUGUUGCGAAAUCGCGAAAAUCAAUCUAUGCUCAUCACAGGUGAAUCGGGGGCAGGGAAAACAGUGAACACGAAACGAGUGAUUCAAUAUUUUGCUACGGUUGCUGCUUUGGGUGACGCAAAGGUGGAAGAUGGGAAGAGUACUAAAGGCACGCUUGAAGACCAAAUCAUCCAAGCCAACCCAGCCAUGGAAGCUUUCGGUAACGCCAAGACGAUAAGAAACGAUAAUUCAUCGAGAUUUGGCAAAUUUAUUCGGAUUCAUUUUGGAACAACAGGAAAGCUCGCUUCUGGUGAUAUAGAGACAUACCUACUGGAGAAAUCGCGCGUUAUCUUUCAACAACCAGGCGAACGAGGGUUCCAUAUUUUCUACCAAAUUAUAUCGGGAGCUAAACCCGAACUGCUGGAGAACCUUCUGAUAACGACCGAUCCGUACGAUUACAAAUACAUGUCGCAAGGUGACGUGGCAGUGGCGAGCAUCGACGAUGCCGAUGAGUUGAAUGCUACGGACACAGCGUUUGACGUGCUGGGUUUCUCGCAAGACGAGAAGAACGGGAUUUAUCGCAUCAUGGGCUCGAUUAUGCACACGGGAAACAUGAAGUUCAAACAAAAACCCCGUGAGGAGCAAGCGGAAGCCGAUGGAACGGAAGAUGCCGAUAAAGUGACCUACCUGCUCGGGAUAAAUUCCGCAGAAUUCGUGAAAUCCAUCCUUUCACCGAGGGUUAGAGUUGGAAACGAUUACGUUACUAAAGGACAAACCGUGCAACAAUGCUACUACUCCACUGGUGCGCUGUCCAAGGCGGUUUACGAGAAGCUAUUCAACUGGUUGGUGAAACGAAUCAACGAAACAUUAAGCACGAGGUUGCCACGAAGUUUCUUCAUCGGCGUCCUCGAUAUCGCUGGGUUUGAAAUAUUUGAUUUCAACAGCUUCGAGCAACUGUGUAUUAACUUCACGAACGAAAAGCUUCAACAAUUCUUCAAUCAUCACAUGUUCGUAUUGGAACAAGAAGAAUACAAGCGGGAGGGAAUUGAUUGGGUUUUCAUCGAUUUUGGUCUCGAUCUUCAAGCUUGUAUCGAACUUAUUGAAAAACCCCUAGGCAUCAUGUCCAUCCUUGAGGAGGAAUGUAUGUUUCCCAAAGCUACCGAUCUAACGUUUAAGGAGAAACUUUACAUGAACCAUCUUGGGAAAUCGAACAACUUCAUCAAGCCUCGGCCGCAGAUAAAGAGGAAGUUCGAAGCUCAUUUCGAACUUAUUCAUUACGCUGGAAUCGUUGGUUACAACAUCAGUGGUUGGUUGGAGAAAAACAAGGAUCCGCUGAAUAACUCGGUCGUUGCGCUUUAUAAAAAGUCGUCGCUGAAGGUGUUGGCAAUGAUAUGGGAGAGUUAUGUAUCUCCGGAGGAAGCGAUGGCGAACAAGAAGUCGUCAGGCAAGGGAGGGGGUCGGAGACAGAAAGGGGGUUCGUUUCAAACCGUGUCGUCGUUACAUCGGGAAUCAUUGAACCGUUUGAUGACGAACCUCCGUUCCACUCAACCACACUUCGUGCGUUGCAUUAUUCCCAACGAGAUGAAAAAGCCGGGAUAUUUGGACAACGCGCUGACGUUGCACCAACUUAGGUGUAACGGUGUGUUGGAGGGAAUUAGGAUUUGCAGGAAAGGAUUCCCGAGCAGGAUCCUCUACGCCGAGUUUAAACAAAGGUAUCGAAUAUUAAACCCGGCAUCGAUCCCCGACGGACAAUUCCUCGACAGCAAGAAAGCCACGGAAAAGUUGAUGGCAUCACUGGAACUGGAUGUUGCGCAAUAUAGAUUCGGCAACACUAAGAUAUUCUUCAAAGCUGGAAUGUUGGGAACGCUAGAAGAUAUGAGAGAUGAAAGGUUGACGAUCAUAAUCACGAGAAUGCAAUCGAGGGGGAGGGGAAAGCAGAUGAGGGUCGAGUUUAAGAAGAUGUUAGAACGAAAACAAGCAUGCUCGUUGAUCCAAGCAAACAUACGUGCGUAUCUCGCCGUUCGUAACUGGGUGUGGAUGCGAUUGAUGUUUAAGAUCAAACCACUUCUUAAAUCGGCCGAGAACGCCAAGGAGAUGGAACAAAUAGAGAAAGAAAAAGCCGACCUUGAGGAAAAUUAUGAACGAGAGAAGAAAAGAAGGCAAGAGUUGGAAGAUUCGCAAGUCUCGUUGAUUCAGGACAAGAAUGAUCUUGUGCUCCAACUUAAUGCUGAACAAGAAAACCUUCAAGAUGCCGAAGAUAGAUGUGACCAACUUAUCAAGUCUAAAGUUGAAAUGGAAUCCAAACUUAAAGAUUUAUCGGAGCGUUUGGAAGAUGAGGAGGAAGCGAACAACGAUAUUUUGUCAAAGAAACGGAAACUUGAAGAUGAAUGUUCGGAGUUGAAGAAAGAUAUCGAUGAUUUGGAGUUGACGUUGGCUAAAGUGGAAAAGGAGAAGCACGCAACUGAGAAUAAGGUUAAAAACUUGAAUGAAGAAGUUUCAACGUUGGAGGAAAGUCUGGAACGUUCAAACAAAGAAAAGAAAUCUCUCCAGGAGGCGCACCAGCAAACUUUAGACGAUCUUCAGCAGGAGGAAGAUAAAGUUAACAGUUUGUCGAAACAUAAAAGUAAAUUGGAACAACAAGUAGAUGAUCUCGAAGCCUCGUUAGAACAAGAGAAGAAAAUAUUAAUGAGCGAGUUAGAAGAGAUGCGAUCUGGGUUGGAGCAAGCGGAGCGCGCAAGGAAAGCUGCCGAGGCCGAGUUGAUGGAAGUUGCGGAACGUUCCAAUUUACUUCACACACAAAACACGGCGCUGAUCAACCAGAAGCGGAAACAAGAAUCCGAGAUCGUUCAAAUAAGAGGGGAGGUAGAAGAACUCAGUGAGGAACAACGACAUGCAGAGGAGAAAGCUAAGAAAGCUAUUAUUGAUGCAGCCAUGAUGGCAGAGGAAUUGAAGAAAGAACAAGAUCAGUCGUCUCAUCUUGAACGAAUGAAGAAGAAUUUGGAACAAACGAUUAAAGAUCUUCAAAUGAGAUUGGACGAAGCUGAGCAAGUUGCUUUGAAGGGAGGGAGGAAGCAAGUUCAUAAGUUGGAAACCAGGGUUCGCGAGCUGGAGAACGAGCUCGACAGCGAACAACGACGCAGCGUUGAAGUAACAAAAGUGAUGCGUAAAAGUGAGCGUAGAAUGAAGGAGGUGACGUACCAAGCCGAUGAAGAUAAAAAGAACUUGGUUCGGAUGCAAGACUUGGUGGAUAAGUUGCAAGUUAAAGUAAAGACAUAUAAACGUCAAUGCGAGGAAACAGAGGAGCAGGCCAACUUAAACCUCGCUAAAUAUCGAAAGUUACAACACGAGUUGGAUGACGCGGAAGAAAGAGCAGAAGUUGCCGAGUCAUCUUUGAAUAAACUACGAGCCAAAGCACGAGAUGGAACGUCGUUUGCUAAUUAUAAAGAUUAAUCUCACCGCUGGAUGGCGCAUGUGGUGCAUGAUGUUUAAUACACGACAACAUAAUA